AUGGCCUCUCCAGUGCUCACAACAGCCGAUGGCCAUAACACAGGCUCCGGCUUUUCUGGUCAGUAUGACAACUCACCUCGCUCAGACAGCCCCGAUGUUACAGAGGAUCAAUCGCCGAUCAAUGAUGGCACCGAUGACCAAGGACCAAAGCCACAGCCCCUGCAAAAGAGGCGGCGUGUAACCCGCGCAUGCGAUGAGUGUCGACGCAAGAAAAUUAAGUGCGAUGGAAAACAGCCAUGUACUCAUUGCACAGUCUACAGCUAUGGUAACACAUACGACCAACCGUCAAACCGUAGACGGAAUGCGACUCCACAGUAUAUCGAGGCCCUAGAGAGUCAGCUGAAGCGAGCCAAAGCUUUACUUCACGUUGUAUUUCCCACCAUAGACCUGAACGAUCCUAGCAUUGACGCCCAUCUGCAAAAUGGACUGCUUCCACAAGUGCCUGUAGCAGCACCGCGCCCGCCGGUGAUGCCUACUGACCCACGCUUGUCGCAUCACCAUGCCAAUCCACCAGCCGAGGAGGCUGCAGACUCCCACCUAGAAGCAAUGGUCAAAGCCACAGGCCAGUUGGACCUAGAUGCAGAGGGUAAUUGGGACUACCAUGGACACUCGUCAGGACUCAGUUUCAUGAGAGGAUUGCGACAGUUUGGAGACAUGUUCCAAGUGCCACCAGACUCCUCGCCAUCCCUCAAACACCGUAACAUGUCUGUUGACCCCCCUUCGCCAUCCUCUACACGAUCGCUAGCUGCAUCCUCGACUGCGCUACCAUCUGGAAUGGAGCUGCCGAGCAAGAAGGAAGCAAUCAGUCUGUGCGAAAACGCUAUAAUUGACGCAGGUGCUAUGCAGAGAGUCGUGCAUCUACCAACCUUCCACAAGCAACUGGAUCGCAUGUACGAGAUUCCUACCGAGAACUACACAAAUGCCGAGAACAAUUUCUUGCCACUAUUGUAUGCCGUGCUUGCGUUGGGCAAGCUCUUUUCACAAAGCGAGCAUGAGCUCGACAAGUCAGACUAUGAGACUGAUGUCGAUGACGGCUUCCGAUAUUUCAGAGCUUCCCGUCAGCUAUUUGACAUCACCGACUGCCGCGACUUGACGUCGUUGCAAGCGAUCGUUUUCAUGAUACAGUUUCUACAAUCCUCAGCUAAGCUCAGCACCUGUUAUGCGUACAUUGGAGUCGCUCUGCGAUCAGCGCUACGUAUGGGUCUACACCGAUCGUUCAAUGGCAGUUUCAACCCUAUCGAAGCCGAAACCCGCAAGCGUUUGUUUUGGGUCAUUCGACGAAUGGAUUCAUAUGUGGGCGCGAUGCUUGGACUGCCACGGUUCUUGGAGGACGAGGAUAUCGACCAAAGUUUCCCUAUCGAAGUGGAUGACGAAUACAUUACAGAAACCGAAAUACUUCCAAUGCCCGAGGGUAGCAUAUCCGUCAUGUCCGCAUUCAACGCUCACACACGGAUUGUGCAGGUACUUAGCAAAAUCUGUAAAUAUGUCUACCCAAUCAAGGGUACCCAGUCUGGCGGCAAGAACUCGGUGACAUACACAGUCAAGUACUCCAAGAUUCGCGAACUUGAGCAAGAUUUGGCACAGUGGCUCGAUGAGCUGCCCAUGGCGCUCAAGCCUGGCGGUGAAGCGCCACACAUCAUCAUCAGAGUGCAACAGUUGCUGCGCAUGGCUUUCGGGCACGCCCAGCUUCUACUGUAUCGCCCAUUCCUGCAUUAUGUGUCAUCGACAUACCAAGAUAACGCGACCGACCAGCGGGCCUUUGCAUGCGCCUCGGCGUGCGUAAGUGUGUCGCGCAAUAUCAUUCACAUCACUUCUGAGAUGAGACGACGCGGGCUACUGGCAGGGGCAUACUGGUUCUCUAUGUAUACCACAUUCUUUGCCAUUGUUUCGAUUUUGUACUUCGUCCUGGAAAAUCCGAACAGUCCCACCAGUCUCGAGCUGCUUAGAGAUGCAGCAGAGGGCAAGGAGGUACUGGCGUACUUUGCUAAGAGGAGCAUGGCAGCCGAUAGGUGCAGCUCGGCACUCAACAGCAUGUUCGGAAGACUUCCUGAAGCAGUCAAGCAAGGGAGGGAGCUGCAAGAAUCAAGGAAACGCCGUCAAGACAGCUCACCACAGUCUCUUGGCUCGCGACCGCAAUUCCUCGAAAGUGAUUUGGCGAUGCCGCGCCGCGCCAGCACUUUUCCCGAGAGCCACCCUGAUUCUAAGCGCACUGCUCCUGGGCCGUCUCUACCAAUCUCUCAGACCCACUACGUCAGUCUUGGAUUGGAUCCUUCGUUCAACUCACCGUCACCGUCCAAUGCCGACUUCUUCGACGCCGUGCCUGGUCUUACGCCCACAUCUUCUAAUGCAAGCCUAGGACAAUUCGCUGGCCUGCCAACUCGUCCUUCAUUCCCGCCUACACCUUUAUCGAAUUCUUUUACAGAUCCCUCCGGUCUGAACGUACCGAUCUCGGACAUAUCGACUAUGAUGUUCCCUUCCGCAGAUCCAUUGGCCUACCCGAACCCACCAAUGACCACUUUUGAAAAUAAACACCCUCAGGCUUUCGAUCGCAGACUUGAUUCUCCUUCCGUGGUCGGUCCAACAUCCGGCAUUGACAUGAAACCAUAUCCCGCCAUGUUUGCUCCGAGCAGUGUGCCCGCGGGACCUCCAAGACGUCACGAAAGCGAGGCACAGCUUUUCGGUCCUAUGCCCAUGUAUUUGAUGCAGGCUGCACAGGCGCAACGGGGCCAACCGCUUCAUUCUGGCAGCCCCAGCAUGCACCAUAUCUCAGGACAGAGCAUGCAGUUCGACGAAAUGCUGAAUCAAGAAGAGUGGGCGCAGACGUUCAUGGACCCCGGCAUGGGCUUACUUAGUUCUAGGACGUCCUUCGGUGGAAGUGCGCAGUUUCAGCCCCCUGGAUCAGGAAUGGGAUGGCGAUGA
Molecule: messenger RNA, 2919 nt
Organism: Ascochyta rabiei
Lineage: Eukaryota; Fungi; Ascomycota; Dothideomycetes; Pleosporales; Didymellaceae
Product: Gypsy retrotransposon integrase-like protein 1, variant 2
Exons: 5
Coding region: 1-2919 (972 amino acids)
Biological process (GO): positive regulation of transcription by RNA polymerase II; DNA-templated transcription
Cellular component (GO): nucleus
Molecular function (GO): zinc ion binding; sequence-specific DNA binding; DNA-binding transcription factor activity, RNA polymerase II-specific
Source: RefSeq, a predicted model, not a curated record